CAAAAUGGAUAAUGGGUAUACCCCAAUCACGCCUGGAAAAUUAAUAGGUGUCCAUUUUAUUCUUUAUCUACUAGCUUGAAAGGAAAUUGAGAUUUAACUUACAAAAGAAGGGAUUAGCAGGAACGCGGCUAAGGAAUGGGUGGAUUAAGCACAGAAGGGAGAAGACAAGGGUUUAAGAGAUUAGCAAUAUCAGACCAACAAAGGAGAAGAGAAAUAGCAUUACUUCGUCAAUCUCAACAAAGAAGAGAUUCUCAAAAUCAAGCUCGUUCUUUAGCUUCUUCUGUUAUUUCUCUUCCGACCCCAUCUCAACAUAAUAAUCAACAACAAGAAGAACAACCCAUUCAUGAAGAAUUAGAAGAACCAGAAGCUGAAUCGUCAUCAUCAACUAGGGAUUUUGAUGUACUCGGAGCUUCUAAACUUAAAGGAGCUGAAGCGCGUAAAUGGUUUUCUCGUCAACUCAUGCUUCCUGAAUGGAUGAUUGAUAUCCCUCCUCGUUUAAAUCAUGAUUGGUAUGUUUACGCAAGACCAUCUGGUAAACGAUGCUUUGUGGUUUCUUCUGAUGGAACAACAGUUAGUAGGCUUCGCAAUGGUUCGAUCUUACAUCAUUUCCCAUCUGUCUUGCCAAAUGGAGCCAGGACAAGGGAUAAUUCUGGUUCUGCGCAGUCUUACUGUCUCCUGGACUGCAUAUUUCAUGAGCAUGAUCAAACUUACUACGUGAUUGAUAUGAUUUGUUGGAAAGGUUAUUCGUUAUACGACUGCACUGCUGAGUUCAGAUUUUUUUGGUUGAACUCCAAGCUUGUGGAGACUGGGGCUUGUAAUACACCGUCAAUGUAUCAUAAAUAUAAAUUCAGUGUUGUUCCCAUCUAUGACUGUGAGCAGAUGGGUUUGCAGACAGCAUAUAUGGGUACUGUACCAUAUGUCAAAGAUGGACUGUCGUUUUACAACAAGCAUGCCCAUUAUCAUACAGGAACUACACCACUAGCAUUAGUCUGGAAAGAUGACAAUUGUAGCCAAUACGUAAUUGACACAGAUAGUAAAGGACAAAUUCCUCCUCAUCAACAGGUGGUUUUGAUCUUGAAUGAAGAUGGAAGUCUUACUACAUCAGAUGAUCCUCCAAUUGUCUUUGGGUGCUUAAGUCAGGAGUUUAUCCUAAAGUCUGAUCUUAAACCAGGAAAUUUUCUGCGUUUUACAAUUGGUGAUGGAGGCAUGUCUUUUGUUGAUGGGAAACUUGAAAGGGCUGAUUUACACUACACCAACCAGGCUUACCAUGCACGUGCUUCUGCAGACAGUUAUUCUAAGAUCCUGUUUCAGUACACUGCCCGGCAUUCUCCCUUAAAAAUUGAAGACCUAGUUGCAUCCCUGGGUUCCUCGGAGGAUGUAGCGGAGGAAGCCAAAGAUGUGGAGAUGAUCGGAUGACAAAGAUGCAAUGGCGGGUGUCAUUUUUUUUUACCAGCCAUGCCUCCAUGUUGUUUUUACAAUACCCUCGUAGAUAACAGGGCGUCUCUCCAGUUACUUCUGUUUUUUUGAAGCAAUCUCUCCAGUUACUGUCAGAGAAGGAAGGACUAACUUUUGAAGAAAAGAAUCUGUAAUGUAAAAAAUUUGAGUGUUUUAAAUAUCUUCAAUUGUAAUCUGUGCUUCCUCAUUUUAGGAAAAUCAUCUCUAGUUAUCUAUACAAGUUGUUCAGUUGGGAGACAUUAAUUGGCACUAACAUGAUGUCCUUACCGUAAUUUUGGGCAUAAAUUUUUUUCCUGA
Messenger RNA from Papaver somniferum (opium poppy), 1752 nucleotides. Its product is annotated as snurportin-1-like. The transcript is spliced from 8 exons. Gene Ontology annotation, biological process: snRNA import into nucleus. Gene Ontology annotation, cellular component: cytoplasm; nucleus. Bases 136 to 1416 code for a protein of 426 amino acids. Lineage: Eukaryota; Viridiplantae; Streptophyta; Magnoliopsida; Ranunculales; Papaveraceae. The record is from RefSeq and is a predicted model, not a curated record.